Messenger RNA from Lotus japonicus, 1423 nucleotides. RefSeq lists its product as uncharacterized. The record is from RefSeq and is a predicted model, not a curated record. Bases 203 to 1423 code for a protein of 406 amino acids. The transcript has 4 exons. Lineage: Eukaryota; Viridiplantae; Streptophyta; Magnoliopsida; Fabales; Fabaceae.
ACCCUAUCACAGUGGAUGGUUGAGGACUUGAAGAGUGUUUGAAGAGGGUUCUCUUUGUAAUCCAUCUUCUUGGUUCAAUCUUGCAAGCUAUUAGGAAAGUUGCUUUGAGUGUGCUUUGAGCUAAGGCUUCCCUUCUGUCAAGCCUAAACUUUGGAAAGGUCAAAGGAAAAUUAUUGAAUUUUAUCCAGGUUUGACAAGAUCAAUGGAUGAUUGGAAUGAAGAAUCUUUGGAAGAUCAGUCUGAGGAAUCUAUGUUACUUUCUAUUUUAGAAGAUGAUAUAAGGGAGAAUGAAGAGGUCAGUGCUUUAAUUGGUCAAUACACAGUAAAAUAUCUAUGCAAAGAGCCACGAAGGGACGGUGAUCAAACAGGGCAUGCGUGGGUGCAAGAAAUUUUACAUGGGCAUCCCAUCCGUUGUUAUGAGAUGUUUCGAAUGGAAAAACAUGUAUUUUAUCAAUUCUGCAAUGAAUUGGUUGGACAUGGUUUACAAGCAACUAAAGGAAUGGGGAUAGAAGAAAUGGUUGGAAUGUUCUUGAACUUGCUUGGUCAUGGAGAGGGAAACAGGAUGAUGCAGGAAAGGUUCCAACAUUCUGGUGAGACUGUAAGUAGGCAUUUCCACAGAGUAUUAGUUGCUUGUCUUAAGUUGUCAUUUGAAUACAUUAAGCCACAAGAUCGAAGGUUUCGUAAUGUUAAUGAAAAAAUUCAAAAUGACCGACGAUAUUGGCCCUUUUUUGAAAAUGCUAUAGGAGCCAUUGAUGGUACUCAUAUCCCAUGUGUGGUUAGUUCUAGUGAACAACCCAGAUAUAUUGGAAGAAAAGGAUAUCCCACACAAAAUAUAAUGGCUGUAUGUGAUUGGGACAUGUGUUUUAUUUUUGCAUUACCGGGGUGGGAAGGCACUGCACAUGAUGCUCGUGUAUUUGAAAAUGCUCUCACAACAGCCUCAAUGAAUUUCUCACAUCCACCUCCAGGAAAAUAUUAUUUGGUUGAUGUUGGCUAUCCAACACCAGUUGGCUAUAUUGGUCCAUAUAGAUCUGAACGCUACCACCUUCCAGAUUUUAGACGCUCAACUGGAUUUGCAAGCAACAAUGAAGUGUUCAAUUAUUAUCAUUCGAGUUUACGAUGCACAAUAGAAAGGACUUUUGGGGUAUGGAAAAAUAGAUUUGCAAUGUUACGUUGCAUGCCUAGUUUUAAAUUUGAGACACAAGUGCAAAUAGUUAUUGCGACGAUGGCUAUUCAUAACUUUAUUCGAAGGAAAUCAACUACUGAUUCUGAUUUCAUGCGCUUUGAAGAUGAAGAUAUCCUUGAAAAUGACAAUGACAAUCAAGUUGGUGAGAAUCCAUCCAUAACUGUUGCCUCUUCGACAGAAAUGGAUUUUGUUCGGAAUUCAAUUAGAGAUCAAAUUGUAGAGAGCAUGCAAAAUCACUAG